GUGACGUCUCCAAUUUCAUACAUUUGUCGCCCUCUCGAUUUUGUCACUUGUCGCGGACAGCACAGUGCUCCAAUUACCAAUUUCCUCUUUCGCUUUUGUGGCCUCCGCUGGGCACUGAGCUGCUGCGACUCACUCAGAGCCCUGCCCCCAAUUCUUCUUCCCCCCCAAACCCUAAUUUUGGAGCUCAGGAGCUCCGAUUUCCGCAGUGCUCUUUAAACAAAGUUCAAAUGGGGAGUGUGGCGGAUCAUAGCUCUGAAGAUGAUACUGAUAUGAGUGAAACAGAAUUGGAUGAGGAGGUAGAAGAAUAUUAUGAAGAGCUGAAGAAUGGAAAACACAGUGUGAGAAACUCAGAUGGGACAUAUACUUGCCCUUUCUGCCCGAAUAAGAAAAAGCGGGGUUCUGUUCGCAAGGACCUUCUCCAACAUGCUUCUGGGGUGGGAAAGAGUACUUCAGAAAAGAGAAGCACAGAAGAAAAGGCCAAACACUUAGCUGUGGUGAAAUAUUUGGAAAAUGAUCUAGCAGCUGAAGGUGGCCCAUCUAAACGUGUGGGUGAGGAAGAACCCCCAAUUGAUUGUGACCACGAUGAAAAGUUAGUGUGGCCUUGGACAGGGGUAGUGGUUAAUAUUCCAACCAGACGGGCCAAUGAUGGGCGAUACGUCGGGGAAAGUGGAUCGAAACUGAGAGAUGAGCUAAUAAGGAGAGGGUUCAAUCCCUUAAGGGUGCACCCUUUAUGGAAUUUUCGGGGUCACUCGGGAAGUGCGAUCGUGGAGUUUAGGAAAGAUUGGCCUGGCUAUGUUAAUGCCAUGUCAUUUGAGAAGGCGUAUGAUGUAGACCAUCAUGGAAAAAAGGACUGGGAGAUUAACAGUGACCAAAAAUCUGGACUUUAUGCUUGGGUUGCUCGUUCAGAUGACUAUAAAGCUUCUAAUAUUGUUGGAGAACACCUCCGCAAGAUUGGAGACCUUAAAUCAAUUUCUGAAAUUACGGAGGAAGAAGCCAGGAAGCAGGAUAGACUAGUAACUAAUCUUAACAACAUCAUUGAGGUCAAGUACAAAGACUUGGAAGAGAUGGAGCUGAAAUGUAGUGAAACUACAAACUCCAUUAAGAGCGUAAUCACAGAGAAAGAAAAGAUCAUUCAGACUUAUAAUGAAGAGAUUAAAAAGAUACAGACGAGCGCUCGGGAUCACUUUCAGAGGAUUUUUGGCGACCAUGAAAAACUUAAGUUGCAACUCGAAACUCAAAAGAAAGAGCUAGAGUCCCGCAUAGAAGAAAUGGAGAAGCGUGCAGUUGCCAACGAAGAUGAAAGUAGGAAGCUUGCUGAGGAGAUUGAAAAGAAUUCCAUAAAAAAUAGUUCUCUUCACUUGGCUUCUAUGGAGCAACUGAAGGCUAAUGCAAAUUUAUUGAAACUGGCUGAAGAUCAGAAGAGGCAAAAGGAACAGCUCCACAAUAAAAUAAUUAAGCUGCAACAGCAACUGGAUACAAAGCAAACUCUUGAAUUGGAAAUUGAGCAACUAAGAGGGAACUUAAAUGUUGUAAGGCGCAUGGGGGAUGACGGUGAUGUUGAAGUGCUGAAAAAGGUGGACAACAUGAUCAAAGGCUUGAGAGAAAAGGAAGAAUCACUAGAAGACUUAGAAGCUUUAAAUCAAACUUUAAUUGUAAAGGAGCGCAAGAGCAAUGAUGAGCUGCAGGAAGCCCGGAGGGAAUUGAUUAAUGGAUUGAAGGAAAUAUCAAGUAGUGCACAAAUUGGUGUUAGGAGAAUGGGUGAGCUUGACAGUAAACCGUUCCAAGAAGCACUGAAGAGAAAGUAUAAUGAGGAAGAAGCAGAAGAGAAGGCAAUGGAGCUGUGCUCCUUGUGGGUAGAAUACCUGAAGGACCCAGAAUGGCAUCCUUUCAAAGUUACUACAGUCGACGGGAAGCAUAAGGAAGUUAUAUCCGUCGAGGAUGAAAAAUUGAAAGAUUUGAAGAAAGAACUGGGUGAGGAAGUGUGCAACGCUGUAAUAUCAGCUUUAACAGAGAUCAAUGAAUACAACCCUAGUGGCAGGUACAUUACGUCGGAAUUGUGGAACUACAAAGAGGGACGAAGGGCUUCACUAAAAGAUGGAGUUGCAUUUAUUCUGAAUCAGUGGAAAACAAAGAAGCGGCGGAUGGAGCUGGAUUACUAAAGUUCCAUCUGGCCAGCUUAAAGGAUCAUCCUCCCAACACAGAAUUGCUGAAUAAGUGGCUAACCUGAAGGAGGACUCUGCCUUUAGAUGCAUUCGUAGUGUAAGCUUUCCCAGUCAAUAUGUGGACAGACGGGACAGUACCCAACUUCUUAUUCAAACUCUCAGGGAACGGAAACCGUUUCGUCAUUUCACCUCUAUAAAGGUUUGUUCCCGAGAGCGAACUAUCGGUAUCCGACUUUGGGUGUAUCUGUAUUUAACAAUGUACAAUACUCCUGCAAACUUUUUAAGUUCCUUUGUCUAUCAUUUGCCACCUGAA
Malus domestica (apple) is the source of this 2475-nucleotide messenger RNA. Its product is annotated as protein INVOLVED IN DE NOVO 2-like. The record is from RefSeq and is a predicted model, not a curated record. Gene Ontology annotation, biological process: gene silencing by siRNA-directed DNA methylation. Lineage: Eukaryota; Viridiplantae; Streptophyta; Magnoliopsida; Rosales; Rosaceae.